AUGUCUAAGAGCACCGGAUCCUGCCUUUGCGGCAAAGUCACUUACGAGAUCGAGGGUGGUCCCUUGAAUAAGGCGCUCUGCCACUGCAACCAAUGCCAAAAGAACAGCGGUAGCAUCUAUACAACCAACAUAGUCAUCAACAACGACUUCUUCAAGUCCACGGGCAAAACCAAAUCCUACUCCACCAAAGCCGAGUCCGGUCGCGUUGUCACCUUCGUCUUCUGUCCCGAAUGCGGAUCCCCACUGUGGCGCGAGGGCGAUAUGGCGCCUGACGCUAAGGUGGUGAGAGCUGGAACGCUCGAUGAAAAGAGCGCAAGAGAGGAUGCCGUGCCGCUUGCCGAGGUGUACACUGAGAACAGGGCGGAGUGGUUGAAGGAGCAGCACGAUACCAAGCAGUUCCCUAAGAUGUUUUAA
Molecule: messenger RNA, 414 nt
Organism: Didymella exigua CBS 183.55
Lineage: Eukaryota; Fungi; Ascomycota; Dothideomycetes; Pleosporales; Didymellaceae
Exons: 2
Coding region: 1-414 (137 amino acids)
Molecular function (GO): carbon-sulfur lyase activity
Source: RefSeq, a predicted model, not a curated record